GUGGAUGACAGUUAGCAGCAUGCUUUCCACUGCACUCCCUGACACCGUUUCCCACCCAGGAUGUCUGUGAGCGAGAGCGCAGUUUUUGCCUACGAGUCCUCAGUGCACAGCACCAACGUCUUGCUCAGCCUCAAUGACCAGCGGAAGAAGGACGUGCUGUGCGACGUCACCGUCCUGGUGGAGGGCCAGCGGUUCCGAGCCCACCGCUCGGUGCUGGCUGCAUGUAGCAGUUACUUCCACUCAAGAAUCGUAGGCCAGGCCAGUGCUGACCUCACCAUCACACUGCCUGAGGAGGUGACAGUCAAAGGAUUUGAACCUUUAAUUCAGUUUGCCUACACUGCCAAACUAAUUUUAAGUAAAGACAAUGUUGAUGAAGUGUGCAAGUGUGUGGAGUUUUUAAGUGUACACAAUAUUGAAGAAUCCUGUUUUCAGUUUCUCAAGUUUAAGUUUUUGGACUCCACCGCAGACCAGGAAGAAUGCUCCAGGAAAAAAUGCUUCUCCCACUGUCAGAAAGCAGACCUUAAGUUUUCACUUUCAGACCAGAGAGAUACAGAAAUUGGGGAAGCAGAGGAGUUCCUGGAGAAGAACAGUGUUCAGACUCCUCAGUGUAAACUCCAAAGAUGUCAAGGUACUGUAAAAGCAUCGCCUCCCCUCCAGGACAGUGCCAGUCAGACAUGCCAGUCCAUGUGCUUGGAGAAGGAUGCAGCUCUUGCUUUGCCAUCUUUAUGCCCUAAGUACAGAAAAUUUCAGAAAGCAUUUGGAACUGACAAAAUCCGUACUCUGGAAUCUGGCAUCAAAGAUGUCUAUACUGCCUCUGGCCAACCAAAUGAGACAUCUGAACUUGAGUGUCUAGGGGGAGUCCAGGGCUGUGCAGAUUGGCAGGUGAUUUUAAAAUGUGAAGAAAAGUCAGCCAUGGAACUUGAAAACACAAAGAGAAAAGGCCCUGUCUCUCAGUGCCCAGCAGAGGAGACAGAAGGGACGCCUUUCCCUCCCAACCCUGCAGACUCUCAUGGGCUCUAUUCUCUAUCUCUCAUACACACAUAUGAUCAGUCCAGUGACCUGAGCUUUGCUGGUAUGCAAAGUACAACAGUGAAAACAGAAAAGCCUUUGUCAGGUACAGAUGCUCAAGAAGAGAAGCCAUUUGGUGAAAGUCAGGAUUUAUAUAUGAAGUCUGACACGGGCCCCAAAGAAGACAGCAGCCUUGCACCUAGUGACCGCAGCAGUGUGGAGCGUGAGGUGGCGGAGCAUCUGGCCAAAGGCUUCUGGAGUGACAUCUGCAGCACAGACUCGUCUCUCCAAAUGCAGUUGUCACCUGCUGUGGCCAAAGACGGCUCAGAACAGAACUACUCACAGAGGCGUUCUGAGUGUCCCUGGUUGGGUAUCAGGAUCAGUGAGAGCCCAGAGCCCGGCCAGAGAACUUUCACAACCCUGAGUUCUGUCAACUGCCCUUUUAUAAGUACUCUGAGUUCUGAAGGCUGUUCAAGCAACUUGGAAAUUGGAAGUGAUGAUUAUGUUUCAGAGCCUCAGCAGGAACCCUGUCCAUAUGCUUGUGUGAUCAGUUUGGGUGACGACUCUGAGACGGACACAGAAGGCGACAGUGAGUCCUGCUCUGCCAGAGAGCAAGAAUGUGAGGUAAAACUGCCAUUCAAUGCUCAGAGAAUAAUUUCACUGUCCCGAAAUGAUUUUCAAUCCUUGUUGAAAAUGCACAAACUGACCCCAGAGCAACUGGACUGUAUCCAUGACAUCCGCAGAAGAAGUAAAAACAGAAUUGCUGCACAGCGCUGUCGCAAAAGGAAACUCGACUGCAUUCAGAAUCUUGAAUCAGAGAUCGAGAAGCUACAAAGUGAAAAGGAGAGCUUGCUGAAGGAACGAGAUCACAUUCUGUCAACGCUGGGUGAGACAAAGCAGAACCUGACUGGACUUUGCCAGCAAGUCUGCAAAGAAGCUGCUCUGAGUCAGGAACAGAUCCAGAUACUCGCCAAGUACUCGGCCUCAGACUGCCCCCUUUCCUUUUUAAUUUCUGAGAAAGGAAAAAGUACUCCCGAUGGUGAACUUGCAUUUCCUUCGAUUUUCAGUUCAUCUGAUGUGCCUCCAGCUGCACCACCUCCCAGUGGGCGAGGGAGCAGCCAGGCUGGCCGUGAACAGGGGCAGGAGUCCCAGGCAGCUACCGCACCUGUCCCCGAGCAGGCCACGCUGCUGGAGCCCUGCCGUCAGAGUGCUGGCAUCUCGGAUUUCUGUCAGCAGAUGACUGAUAAAUGCACUACUGAUGAGUAAAUUUGUGUGCGCUGCCUUCGGCCCGUGGGGUUUUCUACUGAAGUUUCGGCAAUGUCUUGAAAGCCUAAUAUGGCCAUCUCUUACUAAGUAGCUCACUUCCCCAGGUAGCUUUCUGGUCAGGGAAUUUCUCUUAAGUGGACUCUGAGUUCUUCUUCAUUUGUGCAGGAGACAUGAAGUGAUUUACCCCAUGAAUACUGAAAAAUCACUUGUGAAAAUAUAGCAGGACUUUAAAACUUGUGUUUAAACUGUUAAUAAUUCAGAAUAACUUUGACAGUGCAAAGUGCAGUAUCGGUUUUAACAGCUUGAAACAUCUGCACGUAGUCCUUUGAAGAAGUGGCCUGCAGAGCAUAGUAAUCUACCUUUGGCAGUAUACUGAUAAAAAGCUCUCCCCAAGCAGUGCAGUGGAAGUCUACUCAGAAGGGAGAUGUCAACACUGAGAAUAUUUGUGUAGUGCUGUGGUUCAGAAAAUAAACCAUCUCUCCUGAACCCAGCACUCCUCAGUUCCCACUGAAGCCUGGUGUGGGCUGGAGCUGGUGGCCCUGCACUGCCCUGGCGGACUUGGGGAAGGUCUGUGGCUGGCCUGAGCUGGAGGCCUCUGCCUUCCUCAGAUUGACUAGAGUUUCUGACUGUACAAACUGUAGAUAAGUGUCAUUUUCCUGCCUCUCUUCCCUUCCUCUCUUUCGUUUCUACCAUAUGUAGGCCUGUUAGGAACUUUCUGUUUCCUGACUUUCUUGUCUCUUGAAAGAACAACAGGACUCAGGCUGCAGUGACCAGUGGCCCUGAGUGCAGGAGCAGGCAGCACCAUGGUGUCCAGGAUCUGGAGAGCUUCUACCACACGGCUGUUCACCUCUUCAGCAUAGGUCACUGAUACUAGAGAAGAGGACACUGGGAUCUGGGGAAGGACAAGUUCUACAUUUACCAGAAGUGCAGUUGAUUUUUGUCCUAGUUUUGAAGACCUAUGAUGGGACUGUAAAAAGCAUUCUUGUAGAUCAGUGUAUCUACAACUUACAGGUGUUUGAAAAUGAAUGAAAAUCGGUCUUACUCCUUAUGGUCUGCAUUUGAGAACCAAGUUUAAUCCUUGCUUUUUAUCUCCCCAGUUUGGUAUCAUGUGAAGGCAAACACAUCAGUUUGACUUAAAUAUCUUAUUUAAAACCCCAGCCUUUUUCUUAUUUGGUGUUGGUAGAGAAUGAAUUUAUAGUCUGAGCAGUUACCCAUAACAUUUUGUUGUGAUUCUUAGUCAUUCUGGAUCACACACAUUAGACCUCAGCAGUGAAAAUAAAGCAUUGUAUAUUGCAUCAGUGUAUUUUCAGAAUCCUUAAGGAAUGUGAAAGGAUUCAAAAUUGGAAACUUCUUGAGUGCUGACAUGAUACCAGAUAUGGAAUAUUCCACUCCUGACCUCACAUGACAGGUUGAAGUCAAAACACAGGACAUUCAAGAUAUUAUGAAAAUUACUUUAAGCUAUAUGUGUAAGGUACAUACAGAUUUCAUUUUAAACUUGGGGUCUGGUUCUCAAGCUAUCUCUUACUUUUAAAAUCUGAAAAUGAUUUGAAAUCUGAAGCUCCUUUGGUCCCAGUAAGGGAUACUCAAUGCUUUUAUGCUUACAGAAGUGUUUGCAGAAUUUAAAGUGCUGCAGAGGUAUUGUUGGUAGAAAGGACUUCAUCCUUCCAGGUCAGACAUCUGAAAGAGACACUUGUCUUUAUUGCAUGCUGCGUCAAGACAAGGGCCUGGGUAUCUAGAGAGAGCCACCCUCAGUGUGGCAUCAAAUUGGCUGCAAGCCAACAUUUGCCAUGAGAAGAUAUGGGGACCAGUCUCACUCUUUCAGAGUAAGUUGUCACAUGUUGCCCUUUUUCACUGGGGUGCAGGGACGGAGGGAGGGUGGGUAGUGCUAGUAUAUUCUCAGUGUUUGUAUGUUAUCUUCAGAAGAGAAAAAUUAGUUGGGAUUAUUUUGUCGAAACUUGGAAGUACUCAAGUUGUCUGGGAGAGAAUGGUCAUUCUAUGAUAAUGCAUCCCGUAUUACAAAAGAAUUGUGUCUGUAUGUGUUCCCACGUAACUGUUUGUUUGCUACUUGUAAUUUUAGAUUUCAACAGCAUAAAACAAAUGUUACUUCUCUGGUUUACAGAGUGUAAGAUCUCAUACAAGCCAAUGGAACCCUGAUUUCCUACCUCACUGUACACUCAGCUGUCUGCCGUCAUUGUGUAUGUGCACUUGUCAAAUAAUCUUUGCUUUAAUUGCAACUGUAAAUACCUGCUUUGGAAAGUUACUGUUUUAUGAUAAAGCCUAGUUCUUUCCACAAUUUAAAUAUAAUUUUUAAGACACUUGGUUUAAAUUUCUACCUACAAACAGUUUAGCAUUAAAGGUUUUAUUUUAAUGGUGUCUGAUAAUUGGCCAAGUAUAAUAUUUCUUAAAAUUCAGCAUUACUUUUAAUAGCCAGCAUGUAAUACAAGUAACUACACUACCUCAUACCUAUGUGAUUUUCAAGUUGUAAUAUAGAUGGACAGGAAAGAUUUUACCUUUGUCUUUUGGCCAUAAGGUGGGUAAGUUUUCUAUAUAUUGUAGAGCAUCAUACAUACCUAUAUUAUGCCUAUUUUAACAUGAACUUCUAAAAAGUUUUUUCUAAGAAAAUGUUUCAAGGCAAUAUUUUUUUUUCCAGACCGCUGAAGACAAAUGAUAGGAUCAUGUGUAUACAGUGUAUGCCUUUUCCUUCAUGCAGAAUAUUGACAAACUUUUCAGUCAGUGUAGCGCAUAUUCACAGGGUCAUUUUGCUCCUUGUUUACAUGAACUGGCCUUCUCAAUGCGUGGUGAUUUCUCUUUUUAAGCUGUCAUAUCUAACUCAGUACAGUAGCAUUACCUUAAGUUUUGCCCCUUAUCUGAAUACUAUAGCUACAGCAAAUAAUUUGUUAAAUUGUUAUAUUCAAAAUAAAUAUAAGCAUAAUAGUUGACCACAUGGGAGUUUAAUAACAGUCUACUGUAGCUUGAUGCUUAACCAGUUCUGUUAGGAGUUCAAUGUGUAUGAUGGUAGAGGUGGCAUGCAGACACUCAGCCACAUUGA
Messenger RNA from Nannospalax galili (Upper Galilee mountains blind mole rat), 5323 nucleotides. It is a transcript of the gene Bach1, whose product is annotated as BTB domain and CNC homolog 1. NCBI's taxonomy places the organism in Eukaryota, Metazoa, Chordata, Mammalia, Rodentia, Spalacidae. Gene Ontology annotation, biological process: regulation of transcription by RNA polymerase II. Gene Ontology annotation, molecular function: RNA polymerase II cis-regulatory region sequence-specific DNA binding; DNA-binding transcription factor activity, RNA polymerase II-specific; protein binding. The record is from RefSeq and is a predicted model, not a curated record. Bases 61 to 2274 code for a protein of 737 amino acids. The transcript has 4 exons.